GGAUUGACACUCAUGCCACACAUGGUUUCUCUCUGUCUAACAAUUGAAAAAUAAGCACGUUUUUAUUGUUACCGUUACUGCCCAUUAUAGUUUCCAAACGCCGCAAUUCUAACUAAAUAACACAGUACAGUCUUUGCGUGCACGUGUGAAAAAUCGUUUCGAUGUUUUCUAUAUAAGUAAAUGCUCACAUCAAACAGAAUCUGCGAAAGUCUACUCUGCAACAUCUUAACCUCAACAUGUUCCACGGAUGCAGGAGGUUCUGUGCGAGUGGCCUGAGGUUACCUGCGCAGAUCGCGUCGUCGAGAUGCACCGGCACACUGUCCAAGGCGGAGGCGAGGAAACGGAGGAGCCAGCUUUUCGACGAGGAGAAGCGGCGGCAGCGAUCGGAACUGGGUAGGAUUCAGAAGAUAGAGGUGAAAUACAAGUCGGUGGAGGAGGAGAUCGUGAUGGCGAUGAAUCGGAACAUCUCCACGCCGCACGACUGCGCCAGGCAUAUAUCCGAGGACGUCGCCAAGACGUCCGCCAUCGCUCUGGUGGACGGUCAGGUCUGGGACAUGCACAGACCGUUUACGGGCGACUGCGAGCUGCAGCUGGUGACCAUGCAGAACCCGCGGGUGCGCGCGGUCAACUACGCCUUCUGGCGGACCUGCUCGUUGGCCCUGGGCGCCGUGGCGGACAGCGCGUUCAAGGACAACGUGAACGUGCACCUGCACAGCUUUCCCAUCCCGGUGAUCACCUCCGGCAGCUUCACCCACGACGCGUUCAUCGAUCUGCCGGACUGGCGGCCGACCGACUCGGAGUUACGCGCCAUGUCCGCGCUCUUCGUCAAACUGGCGAAUCGCGAAUUGUCGCUGGAACGGUUGGAGGUGCCGUGCAACGUUGCGCUGAACAUGUUUCAGGACAAUCCUUUUAAGUCCCAGCAGAUACCGAAUAUCGUCAAAGACAGUGACAACGAUAAGAUAACAUUGUAUCGCAUGGGGGACCAUGUGGAUAUCAGCAAGGGUCCCAUGGUGGGCAACAGCGGUCUGAUUGGACGCGUUACUGUGUCGUCGAUACACAGGCUCACAGACGGGCCCGUGGACGGUCUGUAUCGCUUUCAGGGCAUUGCCCUGCCCAAAGGUAUUAUGCUUAAUCAUUUUGCCUACGGUAUCCUGGAGAAACGCGCUAAGAAAUUGAACAUCACCACGUGGCAGCCUCAAGUGGAGGACGAAGCGGUCAGCGUGACGGCGUCCGCAAGUUAAAUAUAUAUUCAUUUAGCUAUUUAAGAAAUUUUUUUCGUGUAAAUAAACGCAUCUUAAAGUCAUUUGACUUUAAUUUAAA
This is a messenger RNA of Wasmannia auropunctata (little fire ant), 1320 nucleotides long. It is a transcript of the gene mRpL39, whose product is annotated as 39S ribosomal protein L39, mitochondrial. Gene Ontology annotation, cellular component: mitochondrion. NCBI's taxonomy places the organism in Eukaryota, Metazoa, Arthropoda, Insecta, Hymenoptera, Formicidae. The transcript is spliced from 3 exons. The record is from RefSeq and is a predicted model, not a curated record. Gene Ontology annotation, molecular function: nucleotide binding; threonine-tRNA ligase activity. Gene Ontology annotation, biological process: threonyl-tRNA aminoacylation. Bases 237 to 1241 code for a protein of 334 amino acids.